Molecule: messenger RNA, 7869 nt
Organism: Lates calcarifer (barramundi perch)
Lineage: Eukaryota; Metazoa; Chordata; Actinopteri; Centropomidae
Gene: erf
Product: Ets2 repressor factor
Exons: 5
Coding region: 1451-3376 (641 amino acids)
Biological process (GO): cell differentiation; regulation of transcription by RNA polymerase II
Cellular component (GO): nucleus
Molecular function (GO): DNA-binding transcription factor activity, RNA polymerase II-specific; sequence-specific DNA binding
Source: RefSeq, a predicted model, not a curated record
UUGAAAAUAUAAGAGAUACCAGAUAUGUUUAGCUUUUACUUGCCACUGUGAGGCUAUAUAUAUACAUACAUACAGCCUUAUUGCUGUAUAUAUAUAUAAGUAUGGAUAAAGGCUACAACUAUAUAUAAAAACACAACAACAUAAGUCAAUUCAAUGAAUUUAAACUUAUUUACAAAGAAAACUCAGACCUAAAAUGAGCUCAUCUACCUGCUAAAAACCUGUCCCCCAAAACUUUCUGUGCAACGUGCGUAAGUGUUUCCAUCCUGUGUGAUGAUUUCUGUAAACACGUAUUAUGUUAGAAAUAUGUAACAGGUAAUAACAAUAAUCUCAGAGCCAGAUGUUGACACCUUUUCAAGUUAAGGCCCUGAGAUCAAGUAGGAUCCACCUUUAGGCCUCUAUCAAAUCAAUGGGUGUUGUAUUAAAAAAAAAUAAACAAACAACAACAAAACCCCCCUGAGGUUAGACAUUACAGCUCCAAUGAACUGUUGAAAUGGCAGUUAAAUAUCAUUAUGUCUUUUCUUGUUCUGUAAAAUGUAAGUGAGCAUGAAAGUGUACUGGCACCUUUGCAUGCUCCCUGAUCCUCUACAAAAAUCCUAAAAUGCCCUUCCAGCUCUGGCUGGAAUGAAAAGUAAUCUUCCAAAAACAUAGACGAUCUUUGGCAACAAGUGGGCGUUGAGUUCCUCUCUCCCUCCCUCCCUCCGUAGGUCAGCGUGGGCGGCCCCGUGUGGCAGGAGGAGAGCGAAACACGACACCCCGACAGAGGAAGGAGGAGGGGGGGAAGGUUGAGAGAACACGAAGUGAGUGAGUGAGUGGAAAAAGAAAAAGUCUGUGCCGGAGAAAGAGAAGGGGGCAGAGAAAGAAGAACAGAGUUGGCUUUGGUACUUUUGUUCCGCCGCUGUUUUGACUGUCGGUGAGGAUCAUGAUGAUGAAGAUGAUGGUGGUGACGAUGAUGAUGUGGAGGAGGAAUCGACCAUGCGACAUCGUUGCAACAAACGGGAUGAAAAUUUAGACUCGUCGCAUUCCGUUGCUCCAGCAUCGGCCAACGGCAGCACGACUCCUCCAAACUUCGACCUGCGCCAUUCAGAUCCCGGGCAACUGGAUUUCCCCCCACUCGAGAGAGUCGGGGCAACUUUUCGCAUCAGAAGCCCCCCGUGCUUAAAGAAAAAAACAAAUAACUCCAGCAUAAAAGUUUUUAUGAGCUAACGUCGAUGAGUCGAGGUAAAAAGCAGAACCUCAUGCGAAGUUAGCGGAGUUUUUUUCUCUUUUUAAACUUAAGAGCCGAGCUCGUAAUCGAGGCAGGUUCUCUCUAACGAGCCUCUUGUGAGAACAACACCGGAGGAAGGAGUGGGGUGUCACUGCUAACUUGGCUAACGGCUAGCUAACUAACGUCUAAAGUUACCAGUCGACGGGGGAAAGUGACUGAAGCGGCGUACCGAAGACGGCGACAAAGAUGAAAACCCCGGCAGACACGGGGUUUGCCUUCCCGGAGUGGGCCUACAAGCCCGAGUCGAGCCCGGGCUCCAGACAGAUCCAGCUGUGGCACUUCAUCCUGGAGCUGCUGAGGAAAGAGGAGUACCACGACGUCAUCGCCUGGCAGGGAGACUAUGGAGAGUUUGUCAUCAAAGACCCAGACGAGGUGGCCCGCUUAUGGGGGGCUAGGAAGUGCAAACCACAGAUGAACUAUGACAAGCUCAGCCGAGCACUAAGAUACUACUACAACAAGAGGAUCCUCCACAAGACCAAAGGGAAGAGAUUCACCUACAAGUUCAACUUCAACAAACUAGUGCUGGUCAACUACCCCUUCAUCGACAUGGGCUCUGGUCGAGGAGUCCCUCAGAGCGCCCCUCCAGUGCCAACCGGAGGCACCCACUUCCGUUUCCCCCCCUCCACGCCGUCAGAGGUCCUCUCGUCCAGCGAGGAGCUGCGCAGCCCGGGCAUGUUCAGCAGCGUGGCCCGUCGUAUGGCUCGAGGCUCCGUCAGCGACUGCAGCGACGGCACCUCCACCAACUCAGAGCUGGAGGAGGCUGUGGGGGCCGACGAGCGAGGCGUGGGUCCUGAGAGGGCUUACAGGGGUCUGCUUCCUCCCCGCCUGCCUCACGAUUCUCUGUUCAGGGUCUACGGUGGGGCCCCAAACCCGGCGGGGCUCCCCAGACCUGCCCCCAGGGUCCACCCCGAGCCUCUGUCCCCAUUCCCUGUCUCCCCCCUGCCUGGCCCCGGGAGUCUUCUGGCCCCAACUCUGUCCCCAGCCCUGUCCAUGACCCCCACCCCUCACCUGCCCUACACCCCAUCCCCCUCCCUGUCCUCCCCAAUGAUGGGCUCCCACUUUUCCUUCAACCCAGAGGAUAUGAAGCACUACCUGCAGGCCCACACCCAGUCCGUCUACAACUACCACCUCAGCCCCCGAGCCUUCCUCCACUACCCCAACAUCGUCAUCCCUCAGCCCCACCGCCCCACCCUGGAGAAACCGGCCGCCCACCACCUCCACGGCCCGCCCCUGCCUCUCUCUCAUUCGCUCAGCCAGCACCCGGGAGCAGGAGAGGAGGGGCAACAGCACCCGUCUCCGUUCAAGUUCAAGCUGCAGCCUCCUCCGCUUGGGCGAAAACAGAGGGAAUCAGGAAGCUCAUUGGCUGCUUCGACUUCCUCCUCUUCCUCCAGCCAGUCCUCCUCAUUCCCAGGGUCUGGUCAGAUAUCCAACUCUGUCCUGGCUGCAGGGCCUCCAAAGAUUAAGGUGGAGCCCAUAUCAGACAUCGAGUCAGAGGAGGAGGUGGAGGUGACUGACAUCAGCGAGGAAGAUGAGCUGAAUCAUAACGACGAGGAUGACGAAGGUGACAUGUUCACCCCGACAGCUCGUCAUCAUCUCAACCAGCUCAACAACCACCACCAGGCUAACGGGAACGGCAGCAGCCCCUCUGCCCCUCUCCCUCCGCACGGUAACCACAAUGACGAUCCCGAUGACGAUGAGGAGGUCUUCAAGACUCCCGCCACUCCUCCCAUCGGCAGCGCCGGCCUGGCCUUUCCUCUGAUUGGCCUGAAGAGCGAGCCGGGUCAGCCAGCUCCCAUCAGCCCCGGAGGCACGCGCUGCAUCCCGCUCAAACUCCGCUUCAAACGCCGCUGGAGCGAAGACCAGAAGAUGGAGGCGGAUGGAGAGAGGGACGAGGCAGAGGACAAGAAAGUGAGAGCUGAAGGAGAGGAGGAGAUGGAGGGGAAGACGGAGGAGGCAGGGAGGAGAGGAGGGGAGGUGGAAAACGGGGGAGGAAGAGGAGCAGGAGGUGUUAUUUUGGGGUUGAUGCUGCCACCACCUCCCACCCAGCGCAGAGCGAGCUCAGAGCUGCAGAGGGCUACAGCACAGCUGUCUCUGGAAAACACUGGCUGCUGAGCUUCAUGCACACACACACACACUCUCACACACACACUCUCACACACACAGGGGAUCCUACUUAGAUAUACACACCUCUGGGAGUCUUGUUAACACGUUUGAUAGUUUUAUAUAGCCCAUAAUGCCUUGUGGGUUCUUGUCGGCAGUAGUGACCGUGCAGAAAGCUGAAAGGUUACGACAUUAACACACUGGAACGUUCCUCAGUGUAUGUCUGAACAUGUACAUUCAUCCUAUGUAGGAAAUUGUUUUUUGUGCAAUAAUUAAAGGAGCUGUCGGGCACUUUUCACUGACCUCACAGCCCCACAGCCUCCUUAAAUUACUUAACAGAGACACAAUAUUUUCCUGCAUAGGUUCCAGCUACAUGUUCGCAGGAAUGUAAAGAAGAGAAUGUGUUGAUGUAUUAACCUUCGAUGCUUGUGGUCAGUACUGUCAGUGAGCAGCUGCUGGGAGUUUUGAUCUAUAUAAGACCUUUAAACAUAGAUGUGCCUGUGUAGCCUCUAACGUACUGCAAGGCAAGACACCUUUGUGCCCCUGGUACCUUAUCAAAACACGAACGCAGCAGUGUUUCUGCUGUGGCUUACAACACUAAGUGAUAACCAAACUUAGUCUGUAUAUUGACUUCUGUUUUUAAUAUUAGCUGCCCUACAGAGAGGGAGCCUACUCUUUAAUAUCUCUUAGGAAUUGCACACUGCCUUCUCAACGCCUCCUCGCCCUCUUAGUGCCAGUUAUGCCAGUAAGUCUGCCAGGGAUCACCUCACAUCACACCUGUGCCCAGAUUAUGUCUUUAAUGGGAUUUAAUGGGUCUAUUUGUUUGUCUGGUACAGUGAAACGAAUCACAUCCCUCUCGUUUAAAGCGUAAAUGAGGCAGCAUGAAUUGUACAGCAGUAGAUAGAAUGAAUUUCUCGCUCAUGUCUGGCUCACUCAAAGGUAGUGAGCCCUUUUUCCAUAACCUCCCUCACUUCUCAGUCCUCCUUUGUAUUCACCGUGACAGACAAAACAAAUCAUGAUGUUACUAAAAAAAACACUUUAAACAGCCCUGAUAGAGAUUACAGAAGUGCCUCUCUGUCUGCACCCAUCACCACACAGUCGUUUACAAGAUGGAGGGCAGUGAGCAAAAAAAAUUAAUUAGAUAAGAAAAAAAUGAGACCUUGCACCGAUGGAUCUUACAGACUGAAGAGGGUUUUUUUUCCUUUGAAGAGGUGAUUAGAAAGAACUCUCCAAUCACAGUAUUUUCUCCAGGAAACAACUCGGACACUAUCGGACAGCAUCGGCGGCCAGACUGAGUGGUCUCUUCAUCCUCAGCUCAUUCACUACAGUGUAUAAAGACAUGAAAUGAGGAUGGAAUUGUACAUCUUGAGGGCAGAGGAGGAGGAGAGGUGGAUUUUGACGAACUGACGUCAACCUCUGACCCCGUCACACAAAUGGACGGCGGCGUUAGACGUUUGUCAGCCAGCGAACGGACGGCGGUUCCCACUGUACAGGAGAAAAACCACCCGGGUAUCGGAGGAAACGCGUCUGAUCUCUCUCUCUUUAUUUUCUCUCUGCUUGUUGAGGAAAUGAGGAAGCAGCUAUCGAGCAAAAGGCUGUAAUUACAGACACACUUGUUUCUAAAAUGUGUGCGUGGACCCAGAGCUGGUGUAAAAACAUUGCGGAGGCCUUCGAGGAUGCAGAGGGGCGUCUCAGCUUUUCGUGACUUCGCACAAUCUCUUGAGGGGGCGGGGUUGGAGGUUUUGAGGGCACUCGUAGUGUUUUCUCCCUCGAACACACAGAUCAACAGCCUCCUCCCCCAGCGCCCUCCCCCUGUGUUUAUUUUUUAAAGACUGUAUUCUUUCUGUCAAAGGACGCCCGUGCCUCCCCAACAACAUGGACAGUAUUUUAGGGCAUUUGCAGUGAUCUGAGGGCUUUCUGUGUUUUUUUUUUUUCCCCCCCGGAGAAAACAGCCGAAUCUGUUCAUGUGAUGUUUUCAGAAGCGACGAUUGAAGCGAACUGAUUUUGUCCUGGGGGGUGGGAGUGGGAUGGGGGAGAACGGGAACCAUGAAAUGAAUGUCGAGCAUCAAGGUUAACUCAGGCAAACCUUCACUGAGAUAUUGAGAAACAGCUUAUUUUUUAUGACAUUUAAUUCAUAAAGUUUUAAAGAAUAGAAGAAAUGACAUUGCGCCCAUUUUAAUGAACAAACAAUUCCAAAUAAGAUUGUGCCUUUUUUAAGCCAACAUGAGUUUUAUCAAGUACCCCCAGCAAAAUAUUUUAUCUCACACACACACACACACAUACACACACUCAGAGUACCACCAUGCCUUCUGUUUUUGUAAAAGAGAGAUACAGAAUAAGUAAAUCUACACAUAUAUAUUUUAUUCAAAUAUAUAUUGAAUUCAAAUAUUAUAUUUCAAUAUGGUCAUUUGAUACAAAUCAGGAAAAUCCUACUAUUUUUAAUGGUAAAGAUAUGUAUAUAUUCUAAUGGGCAUGUUAUUACCAGUAUAAUUCAGCCUUUGCCUUCUCACCCUUGCCUUCUCUUGACCGUUGAGCUGCAGUGACAAAGGCCACUGGUGUCAGACUUUUAUAUUUAUAUUGUACAAAAAAAAAAAAAAAAAAAACAGUUAUUGUGCAUUCAGGGGACAGGAGGGUGUGAUGGGACGAGGAUAAAAAGAGCGAGCAUGAACACUUAACCAGGUCUGGGUCAAAUCAUGUUUACCUUGUUAGUGGGUGUGUUUGCUGGAGUAGCAGCCCGGGUGGGGUUUACCUGAGUCGAGCUGGUAACCCCUCCGACUAAAACUCCUCUAUGUUGUUUGCAGGCACUUUUUGACCCAGAUCUGCUUAGAAAAAAUAGAAAAAAUGUGGAGGCGCUCAGGUCGUACAGCUGGUGACAGACUCGCAUGUUCAGAGCAGACGGAUUCUGAUUGGACGUUUUCAGCUCUGUGACGCCACACAAAGCCAGCGAAGGACCACAGCUUCUGAUAUGGCUGGACUUUGGUUUGAGCGUGGACUGUGGACUUGAGCAGCUUUGUGUGUGAACAGAGUGUGUGUGUGUGUGUGUGUAUGGGCUGAACCCUACACACACACACACACCGUCCUGGUUAGAGAUGGGCUUUACUGUGGCUAAAAUAAAGGGAAACAUGACAUCAGACGUGACAUCAGACGCCCCCACAGUCUCUCUAGAGUAGACGGCAUAACCAUACAAACUGCACACACUCUUUAACACACGCACACACACACUCAGAGGAAAUGGCAUCACAAAACCUCAGUGUGGAGUGGAGAGAGAGGGACUUCCCAUAAUCUGACUCGCCCGCUCUGCUCAGUGUGUGUGUGUAUGUGUGUGUGUGCAUACAUGCAGUUGUGUGUGUGAAUGUGUGGUUUCUAUGGUUAUUAUGCCAUACACACACACACACACACACACACAGCUAUUCAACACAGCCUACAAAGAGUCUCAGCCCUGGGUUAUUUAGCUCCAGAUCAUCCAACCAGCUCCAGUCUCAUGUCUUUGUCUUCAGCGUUCAUAUUUUCCUCCCCAGGCACAAACAAACUUGUGCAUCUGUCCUUCUCACAUGCCUGUUAACAUUAUCAGCAUUCCUCCUUUAAAACAAACAACAAAAACAAAACAACAAACCCUCUGCUUACUGUCUAUGGAAAAGUGCCAGCAAAAUAUUUUAGGGAACUUUAAAGGACAGAAGUAUCAGUUGACAAGUGUCUGGUGAAUGAAAAUAAAACCACAGAGCUGCACCUGAACUGUUACACCUGUGCUGCCUUUUUUUUUUUUUUUUUAACCUGUCGUGGCUUCAGAAACAAAAAAAAGAAACACAGGAGAGAAAUAACUGUUCCCCCACCGGGUCGAUAUUUUACACCCCUCGAUUUCACCGAUGCUGUUCUUACCAUUUUUCUUCUGUAUGUUUUCAGACAUAUUACUGUUACUCUUGUAAUUAUUAUAUUAUUAUUAACACGACUAUUUUUUUGAUUAUUUUGUACCCUCUUGCCAUGACCCGGCCUCUUCUCCAUGAAUUCCUGGUUGUUUCUGUGAGUUUUUGUUCCAGUUUGCACUCGUCUCCGUGGACUAUAACCAUUCAGCUUCAGUGCAGUCAGUUUUUUCUUCUUCUUUUUUUACUCACACUGAUUUUAUAACCAUGUUACCAUGGACAAGAGGAGGGUCACCUAAUCCCCACGAUAUACAGCGGGGGAGAGAAACAAUUGUUUUCAUUUUUUGAUGUUGUGUAUAUAUAUUUUUUUCCAUUUUGGAGGAUUGUGUAAGAAAAAAGAGCAUUGUACUGUUUAACCAUUGUAUUAUUUGAAAUGCACCCCCUCCCUCCACCUCCCUGUCCUCUCUCUGGUCGUCUCCGUCUCUCCUCUCAAGUCCACCUCGGCGGCGAGCCGUCACUCCAGAGGAGAGACCGAGACUUGUUUUUAUCACGGAGGAACCAUCUGUACUUCUGUUUCUCUUCUAUCUGUUCAUCUUCAUUUGUAAUUAAACAAUAAUCAGGGUUCAUUAAAAAAGGUUAAAAAAUGGA